Messenger RNA from Cataglyphis hispanica, 2960 nucleotides. Its product is annotated as scm-like with four MBT domains protein 1. Gene Ontology annotation, biological process: regulation of DNA-templated transcription. The transcript is spliced from 7 exons. Gene Ontology annotation, cellular component: nucleus. NCBI's taxonomy places the organism in Eukaryota, Metazoa, Arthropoda, Insecta, Hymenoptera, Formicidae. The record is from RefSeq and is a predicted model, not a curated record. Bases 170 to 2902 code for a protein of 910 amino acids.
UCGCUAGCAAACUUGGGCUUAUUUGCGCAUGGAGAAUCGUAGGGGUAACUUCGAUUAUAGAUUUAAUCCAUUUAUUUUUGCACGCAAAUCGUGUGCCCUUCGCUAAAGAUCCAUUAAUAUAAUUUCAUUAUUUAUUUCGCGUGCAUGAAUUAGGUGAUGUAAAUAAAUUAUGGAAGCGUACGAGAAUCGAGUGCAGGAAAAAUCGCAGGAUGGAGAAUAUGGAUUUGUUUGGCAAGACUAUCUUGAUGCCACAGACAGUGUGGAAGUUCCACAAAUUAUGUUCCCUCAUGUGGAGUUGACAUUGCAAAACAGUAUUGAGAUAGGUAUGUCACUAGAGGUACCAGUACAGAAAAAAAAUGAUAAAGAAGAAUUAUCAUAUUGGGUAGCCUCUAUUGUGAUGGCUUGUGGGCCUUUGUUACGGUUGCGCUAUUUUGGUGGUGAUGAUAGAUCAUUAGAAUUUUGGUUUAAUCUUACAAAAGAAGCUGGUCACGAACUUGGUUGGAGUGAGAAAAACAAUAAAAAAUUAGAACCACCUGACAUUAUACUUGAGAAAUCACCAGAUUGCAUAGACAAGCUGCAUGAUUUUUUAGCAACAGCACGUACGCUUCCACCAGAGAUGUUAACAGGGGAGGGCUUAAGUAUGACAGACAAGAUAAAACAGGGCAUGAAAAUUGAAAUAAGUGAUGUCUUGCAUCCAUAUAAGUUAUGGGUAGCAACGAUUAUUGAAAAUGUUGGAGGGCGUCUUUUAUUGAGAUAUGAUACACCAGGUUCCUUUCGUGAAGACUUUUGGAUAUUUUGUACAUCUGAACGUUUACAUUCAUAUGGAUUUGCAUCUAAAUCAAAUUCCACUUGGUUUUUAGAACCACCUGGUUCAAUAGUGGACUUGUACACUUAUGAAGAAUGGAAAGAUUUGUUGGAAUCUAAACCAAAAGAUUGCGAAUUACUAGAAGAAUUAUUUAAUAAUAAUAUAGAUCAUUCAAAACACAGCUUUAAAAUUGGGGACAAAGUAGAAGCUUUGCAUCCAGUAGAUCGAACAAAGAUCUGUCCUGCUACUGUAACAAAAAUAUUUGAUGAUAUAUAUUUUCUUGUAAAUAUUGAUGUGCAUAUUGAACACUCAGAUAAAUCAGAUGAUACAUUUAUGACCAGUAAUUCAGAAAACAAUGCAUGGUUAUGUACCGCAGAACAUCCAUACAUAUUUCCAGUAGGAUGGGCACAAAAACAUGAUAUCAUGAUUACUCAUCCGCAAGGUUGGACUUCAAAAACUGAAGACUUUGAUUGGAAUGACUAUUUGGAAACGUUUCAUGCUAGUGCAGCAUCUGAAAAUUUAUUCAACAAACGUGCGAGUGCCGCUGAGGCGGGUUUUGAAUGUGGGAUGAGAUUAGAGGCUGUUGAUCCAGAACACGAACAUAUAAUAUGCGCCGCCCACAUUACUAAAAUCGUUGAAAAUCUGUUAUGGAUAAAAUUAGAUAAUUAUGAAUAUUUCCGACCAGAUCAUAUAGUUGACAUGCAUUCCUUGCAAAUAUUUCCUGUGGGAUGGUGCGAAUCUAAUCAUUAUCCAUUAAAACCUCCACAUAAUUACAUUGAGAUUUGUAAAAAAUUGGAAAUGUUUGUAAAGGAGGAGAAGAAAGCCAAUCCUUUGGACAUACCGAUAUCCGAACCACGAUCUUCGCUCUGGUGUCCGAAGAUAUAUUUUAACUACCGAUGUUUCACAGGCCCGAUGAUCUCGAAAGGAAAAUUGGCGACUCUUCCAAAAUCAGUAGGACCUGGACCAGUUAUAUUGGUUAUGCGAGAAGUUCUGUCAAUGAUAGUAUCUGUUGGAUAUAGAAGCGCUAGAAUUUUGAAGGUUUUGCAAUGCGAUUCUAAACCAGAUCCCGGAUUUCAUUUAGAAGUUUUAAAGGCGAAGCACAAAAAUAACACAUAUCGCGCGAGUGUGGCCAUCGUUACAUCAGGAGACAUGGUAGCAGACUUUUGCAGAAGUAUCUGCAAAAAAUUAAUGGUAUGCCCAAAUUUAUUUGGUCCAUUGCAUAUACUAGAAAAUGAAUGUCCGGAUGAAUGUUAUAAAACAUCGAAAACAAAAUAUACGACGGUUGGAACUGGAAAGAGAGGAAAACCGAAAGGUUACACAAGUAUUAUGGUGCAAAAGCCGAAACCUUGGGGUAGGAAACGUAGAAAGCGUCGCGGCAGAUGGGCAAACAAACAUAAGGAAGCUCAGGAGGAAUACGAUCAGGAGGAUGAGAUGCCUUUUAUGUCGUUAGAUCUGGCGAAACAUGUCUCGGAGAGUCACAUUAAUGAGGUAUUUGAUGGAAGACAACCACUCUCGGAAAUAGAUAUCAUGAUACAGAAAGGUCUAGAGAAAUCCGACAAGUCGGAUGAUUUUAAGACUGAAAUACCUUCCAGCAAUGCUUCGGAAGAUUCUGGUAGUUCGUUUAAUGACAGAAAAAUGAAAGACAGAGAAUUGUCCAGUCCUCCUAAUUUAAACUCUAAACAACAUAUAACGAGAUUUAAUCAAAACUCUGGAGUCACCAGAGGAAUCAAGAGAGAUUGGGAUACGAGCAUAGAAUCUGAUUGCUCUGAGGCAGAUGCUGAAUACGUAAGAAUGCAAAAGACGCAACGGCGACCGAAAACUCGUAAGCUCGACUCGAAUCCUUUAUAUUGGAGUGUAGACGAUGUAUUUCGAUAUCUUAGAAAAACGAACGACUGCAAAGAUCUCGCAUAUCGAGUCAAGGAGGAAGAAAUUGAUGGUCUUGCAUUUUUGCUGCUGAAUCUUCCUUCUCUUACUCAACAUAUGAAAUUACGGACGAGUUUAGCCAUGAAAUUAUGUCGACAUGUUGAACAAGUUAAAGUUACGUUCCUUCUACGACAUAUUCAUGAUGUAAAACCUGAUCAAUAUCAAAUUGUUUAAUCAACUAGCUGUAAAACCUGUAAUUAUUCUGUAUAAUAAACUUUGUUUUUUUUUUUCA